GCCACAGGAAGCCCUCUGCAUGUAGGGGGCCUGCUGCCAUUUGCCGCCGUUCUGGCUGGGCUCGAGCCGCCGUUUGGGCCGAUGGGAGGUGGCGCCUCCCGUCAGGUACAAUGCAGAUAGGGCUGCUGCUCCUCGUGCUGAGCGCAGCUGCGCAGAAGGAGCCGGGCAUCUUUCAGAAGCUCGCGGCAGCCGGCGAGGAUUUCCUGGGCAGAGCUGUAAAUGACUUCGGGGGCUGCGAUUGCGGCUGCUGCGUGGCCACGGAGCGCUUGGACCAGGAGCUGGAGCGCUCGGCGGAUGGCCGGUUGCUGCUGACACACAAGUGCGUUCACCCGAAUCCUUCGACCGAAGAAUGCCCCACCGAGUGCGUUGCCCGUGAUCGCAAGCACAAGUUGGAGGAGGACCAAUUCGUAGAGCCUGGCAGCGCCCUGGACUAUGCGCGCUACUGCUUCCACAACUGCAUCCCAGCCGUGAUGAUCAAUGGCGGGCAGUGCAUGCAGAGCUCGGCCUUGGCCGGCAACGCUACCGGCGACGGGCUGAAGAAGUUGUCCGACGAGAAGCCGUUGCUCCGGGAGGAGGCGGAGGCCGACGCCAAAGUGAAGGCCGCCGCGCAAGCGAAAGCAAAGGCGGAGGCGCAAGCAGAUGCUGCGGCGGAAGAGGAGGUGAAGCAGGUCACCUGGGACCUGCGGGGCAUCCGCGCGCAGCGCGCAGCAGCGGAGCGGGCGGCGGCGGAGGCGCGUGCCGCCUACAGCGCCGGGCGCACGAAGCUCCACACGCUGGAGCUGGCGCGAGCAACCAAGAUGCUGGACAGGGUUAAGAAGGCGGUGAGUGAGGAGGCCAAGAGCUACGAGCCCCACCUGAUGUCCGCCCAGGCUAAUGCCACUGCCGCGGGCGACAGCGCGGUGGAAGUCUAUAAUGUCUUCAAGAAGGCCAAGGCGCAGCUGCGCAAGGUGGGUGCCACUACCAGGCAGCUGGCCGAGAAGCUCAUCCCGGAGGCCGCGGCGGCGGCGGCGAAGUCGGAGGCGGCCAGCUACGUGGCGCGGAUGCACUUUGGGGAGCCGGGCUUCCGACGCCAGGCAGCGGACGCUGCGGCGCUGCCCUACGUCACGGCGGUCGCCACAGGCGCGCAGCGGGCGGCCCAGUACCGCCAUGCCGCGGAGGCGGCGGAGCUCGAUGCGCGAGAGGCCCAGGUGGACAUGGACGCCGCGGAAAAGGAGGCUGAAGCUCUGGCAAAGUCUGGAGAAAGGGUGGCUGUGGGCAUGAAGAAGCGUGAAGCCGCAGCGCUGCGGCACAAGGCGCAGGAUGCUGAGGCCUCCGCGGCGAGGUCACGCGCCACUGCUGAGAAAGCGCUGGAAUCAGCUGCUGCCUGGCAGAAGGCGGCCCAAGAGGUUGUGGAACAUAGCGCCUACAUGUACGACCUCUCAGUGGCCAAGUCCUCGACGCUGCCUCCCAUUGUCGCGCUGCCGCCGCCGGCAGCCGUGUGAUGAAGACAUCCUCGAGCAA
This is a messenger RNA of Effrenium voratum, 1500 nucleotides long. The record is from the annotation of a GenBank genome assembly. Lineage: Eukaryota; Dinophyceae; Suessiales; Symbiodiniaceae.